UUGAUAGCCGUUAUGUUUACUUGUGUUUAACAUAAGUAUUUAUAAGUAUUUGUUGAAGAAAAGAAGAGAAAUCGGGCAAAUACCUCCAGAAUGAGAGCUAGAUCAUAAAACAUUGCGAUGAACGACUUUUUGGACCAAGAGAAUGACGUUCUGCCCAUAAUUUGAGUAUAACGUAUUCUAUAGAACUCUAAAUCACUCGAUUCGAGUUUCAUGUGAAUGCUAACUCAAUAAGGUACAAAUGUUAUGAAGACGUCAUGACCAAAAUAUGAAAGGAACAAGACCCAAUCAACCAACAAAGUCAGAUGUUGCUGGUGGGAUUUCAGGAUGCAUACCUCUCAGUGUUUUAUCCAUAUCUCUUGAUUGGCUGAAUAAAAUCAUGUCAUUCAAGUUUUGUUGGAUAGAAGACUUCAUUAUCUACAACUUUGGUGAAGGAAUCAUGUCCAAAUUCGUAGCGGAACAUCCCCAAAAUCCCAGGACAAAACUGGCGCCGAAAUUUGCACCAAACCCGCGCCGGUUUGUUAAUUUCCGCGUGGCACAAACCAGUAGCUUACCCGGCGCCGGGUAGGCCUUAUACCCGGCGCCGGGUAGGCCAAAAUUUCCAGUUUUCCCUGCACACAACGAAGAACCGGCGCCGGGUAGGCCUGAAACCGGCGCCGGGUAGGUCCGAUUCUGCACAAAACAGUCCAACGUGCAAGAGGAUUUUUGAUGGGAAAACUUCAUCUUCCUCAAGUGUGAUCAAAUAUUGCUUCCAUACCUUAUUGUUGGGCUCGAAUAGACUAAAAGAUGCCAUUCUUUAGCCUAUAUAAAGCCCUCAAUUCAUCAUUCAAACACAUUCCAUUCCAUAGAUUAAUUCCUAACUUUUAUAUUUUGUUCUUGCUAUUUUUCUUCAAGUUCUUGAGGAGGAAACUUCAACCUCCGAAAUCAUUGGUGUUUAGGUAUUAUUUCCUUUGUAAUUUCAUGUUCCAUUACAUUUCAAUAUUGUAUUAUGAUUAAUAUGAGCAUUAGAGGCUAAGUUCUUAGCUAAGGCUAGGGAUGAACUUCUAUGCCCACUAGGUGUUUGAUAAAAGUUCUAAACCAAUAAAUUGUGAUUUAUCCUUUACAUUUUGAUUGUUUAUGACUAUGGUGUACAACAUAGAAGUAUGUUAAACUUAGUUUAUGCUUGCAAUUAACGUUGGGGUCUAAACUAUGAACAUUAAAGGAUAAACAUAUAUAUUACCGAGAAUAGAAAUAUAUCCGGUAUUAUAUGAUACGGGUGUGAUGUCUUGAUAUUCAACGGGGUUUUCGGUAGAUGAAUGUAAGCCGUAACGGGACUUACACGUAACGAAAACCACGCUCUCGCUGCCUUAACCGGAGUUGAGAAUAUAUUAGCGACAUCGUAUUCAUAAUUAUUGGUAAAGAACUAAUAUUCAACCCUAUUAAAGCAUUUAAGUGAUUCCCGAAGCCUUAGUUGUUGUUAUCAAUCACUUUAAUCAAAUUAAUUCAAGUUAUAUCUCUGAAAAUUAAAAAGAAGAACCAAGUUGUUGUUUUCACAACAACACACAACUCAAAAUCCCUACACUUUACUCAUUUACUUAUUCAAAGUCAUCUACUCGCGGACUAAAUUAAACAACGUUUCCCUGUGGAUUCGACCCGGUAUUUUACCGGAAUUUAUUACUAUAUCGGCACUUGUACAUUUGCAAGUUCAGCCCGAUCAAGUUUUUGGCGCCGUUGCCGGGGAAACGGUCUUGUUUAAUAAAGUCCAAAGAAUCAACCAAUCAAAAAUCCUGAAUUUAUUUUUCACAACUUCACUUGAUCUUGGAAGGAUUUUUGUUUUUUCUUGUGUAGAUAUUCCCAUGUGUUUGCAUGCAAUUGAGAGGUCAAGGUUCUAAAAUUCUUGAACCACUUGAUCUUGAAAUAGAAAAAACUUGCAAACACAUUCGAAGGGAGCAAAAAGCUACAAAGAUGUUGCCAACUUUGAAUGAGAGGAAGAGACCCGUGGUGGCCGCUAUGCCAUCUUGCAUCACCUUGAGCGAGGAAGCAAGAGACUAUGAGCUAAGGCAAAGCUACUUCAACGCUAUGCCUCAAUUUCAUGGUUUGCUUGGGGAAAAUCCACUCAACUUCAUCACGGAGUUCUACGGAUUCAUUCAAGGAAUCCCUAGAAAUGGCUUGGCGGAGGAUCAACUCAAGCUCAAAUGCUUCCCCUAUAUAUACUCUCAAAGGGGCGGCAAGAGGAUGGUUCCUAGAGCAAGCUCCGGCAAGCUACACAACAUGGGAAGGUAUAUACAAUGCCUUCAUGUCUAAGUACUACACGCCCACCAUGACUCAAGAGCUUAGACAACGCAUUUUCAAUUUCAAACAACAAAAUGGUGAGCUCUUUCAAGACGCAUGGCGGCGUUUCAAAUCAUUGCUAAGGGAAUGCCCACAUCACCGCAUUCCCCUAGACCUUCAAAUUGACACGUUCUACAAUGGUUUGAAUGCACCUUGUCAAGCCAUUGUGGACAACCGAGCCGAGGGCUACAUUGGAAAUAAAAAUGAAACUGAGGCACUCCGAAUCAUUGAAUCUAUUGCCUCAAAUCCUCAACUUCAAGGAGGCGAUUACAAGGUGGUCGGGAUGAAUGAAAUCUCUAUCACAACCGAGAUUAACAAAAGGCUUGAACAAAUGGAAUCAAAAAUUGAGCAAAAAUUCCAAACGGCCCUUCAAGCCGUAUCGGGAGGAGUCAAGCAAAUAGCUAAUGUGGAGAGCAUUCAAAGUCCGGAAGGCAAUUUAUCUCAACAUCUUGAAGAGGUAAAUUUCAUGAACUCUUAUGGGAACCGGGGAAACAAUAAUCCUUCUAAUCAACAAAGGUGGAACCAAGGGAGCAAUUGGAAGCCACAACCCCAAUCCGGAGCACCUAAUUUUGGGCCGUCCAAGGAAACCACCAUGGAGGAUAUGAUGCAAUUCAUAUCCAAGAGCAUGGAAAGCAUGAAGGCUCAAAAUGAAGAGAACCAUAGUAGAGUGGAGGCAUCCAUUGGGAAUCUCCACUCUCAAUUCAACAAGUUGGAUCUUCGCUUUGAAGAUCAAAAUAUAAAGCUCAACCAACGCAUCAACACCAUUGAGCAAUAUACCAAGGCGUCAAUCCGAAAUCUUGAAGUUCAAUUGGGGCAACUCGCCCAAAAAGUGAGUUCUAGAGAGCAAGGUAAACUCCCUAAAACUACGGAGGUAAACCCGAGGGAGAGCGUCAUGGCCAUUACCACAAGAAGCGGGAGGCAAACGGAGGAUCCUAAAAUGCCGGAGAGAAGAAAGACACCGGAGGAACAAGAAGAGGUUUCACAUACACCGUUGCCACCUAUUAUGCCUCAAUAUGUUCCUCCCAUCCCUUAUCCACAAAAGUUGAAGAAGAAAGGAGAUGAGAAGAAACACAAGAAAAUUCUUGAUAUAUUCAAGAAAUUGAGCAUCAACAUACCUUUUGCGGAGGCCAUUGCGGAGAUUCCAUCAUACGCAAAAUUUCUCAAAGGCAUCAUCUCCAACAAAAAGAAGUUAGAGGAAUUCGCAACUGUAGCACUAACGGAGGAAUGUAGUGCCAUUAUUCAAAACAAACUUCCUCCAAAACUCAAAGACCCCGGAAGCUUUACUAUUCCAUGCUCUAUUGGAAAAAUCGGGGAGGUAAGGUCUCUUUGUGACCUUGGUGCUAGCAUAAAUCUUAUGCCCUACUCCCUAUUUAAAAAGCUAAGUGUGGGGGAACUCCAACCAACAACGGUUGCUUUGCAAUUAGCGGAUAGAACAAUCCGCUAUCCGAUAGGUAUCAUGGAGGAUGUCCUUGUGAAACUUGGAAAAUUCUACUUCCCGGUAGAUUUUCUUGUUUUGGACAUGGAAGAGAUGGAAGUUCCUGUCAUCCUUGGGAGAUCAUUUUUGGCCACCUCCGCAGCCGUCAUUGAUGUACAAGCGGGCACCGUAAGACUAAGAGUGGGAGAAGAUGAUGAAACAUUCCAUGUAUGGAAAACACAAUCCAUUCUAACUCAAAACAUGGAGGUCAACACAAAUCCUUUUACUCCUCCCAAGGCCAUAAACAUCAUGGACAUCAAGAAGGCACAAAUAUUUGGGCCCGAGGACCCUCCCACACACCCCGAGAGCAAAAAGAACAGGCCUCCAACUCCAUGGCCUCCCCACGAUCUCAAAAAGGUAACAUUGGUCAAACGUCUUCGGGAGCACAAUCACACGUGAGAGGUACGUUGCGUCCGGCCUAUGACGUUAAACUGAGCGCUAAUUGGGAGGCAACCCAACAAAUUCAAUUAUAAAUAAAUAUGUUUAGUUAAAUACAUAUUCAUAUUUAUUUAUAAUUGAAACCCAAAAAAAACACAAAAAAAAAAACAAAAAAAAAAAGAAAAAGAAAAAGAAGCAUCAUCUAAACUCAUGUAUCAUGCAUCUCCUACUCUCACAAGACGGCCCAUUCCGCUAUUGAAGAUUUCAUCCUCCAUUACAUCCUCCAAUGUACAUUGAGGACAAUGUAUCUCAAGUGUGGGGGGUGUAUCUCAUGGUUAGUUAAACAAAUUUUGUGUGCAAAAUAAUAUUUUUUUUUAGGAAGGUAAAAGUUGUGAUAAUUCUCUUUUUAAUGGGUAUUUGGUUGAGAAAGUUUUUAUUAUUCACAUAAACUAUCAUUUUUUUAAGAUUUAUUACACUACUUUUACUCUUGAAAACCAUUCCCAAAAUAAACCUUGUGACUAGGAAACCUCAUCUUCUUCCAUGUCCAAAAAUGGUUUAAGUACAUCUCAAAUAUUCAAGAACCAUUUUUGGAAAACAAGCCACCCCACAACUCAUCAAAUAAAUUGGGAUCAUCAAAAUGACUUUGAGUAAAUACUUGUUGAGAAUCCAUUCAAAAAAAAAAAACUCAUGGUCUCUUCCAAGAAUUUCAACCGAUCCAUUUCUAUACUCAAAAGUCAAAUACACAAAAAAAAAAAAAGCCAUCCUACACACCCAAAAAAAAAAGUCCUAGUCACAAUCCACUCAUAUACUCUCAAGGGUAUAAGUAAUUUUUCUAAAUCUAAUGAUAGUUUUGUGUGUCUAAUAGAAAUUUGGUUUUGGACCGAGAAUGAUAAAGGAGUUUACAUAACUUUAUACCUCCCUUAAAAAUAAAAUUAUUUUUGUGCAUAUAUUUUUGUUGAAACUAACCAAGGCAUCCAAGGUGAAGAAAUUGCUCGAGGACAAGCAAUGCUCAAGUGUGGGGGGAUUUGAUAGCCGUUAUGUUUACUUGUGUUUAACAUAAGUAUUUAUAAGUAUUUGUUGAAGAAAAGAAGAGAAAUCGGGCAAAUACCUCCAGAAUGAGAGCUAGAUCAUAAAACAUUGCGAUGAACGACUUUUUGGACCAAGAGAAUGACGUUCUGCCCAUAAUUUGAGUAUAACGUAUUCUAUAGAACUCUAAAUCACUCGAUUCGAGUUUCAUGUGAAUGCUAACUCAAUAAGGUACAAAUGUUAUGAAGACGUCAUGACCAAAAUAUGAAAGGAACAAGACCCAAUCAACCAACAAAGUCAGAUGUUGCUGGUGGGAUUUCAGGAUGCAUACCUCUCAGUGUUUUAUCCAUAUCUCUUGAUUGGCUGAAUAAAAUCAUGUCAUUCAAGUUUUGUUGGAUAGAAGACUUCAUUAUCUACAACUUUGGUGAAGGAAUCAUGUCCAAAUUCGUAGCGGAACAUCCCCAAAAUCCCAGGACAAAACUGGCGCCGAAAUUUGCACCAAACCCGCGCCGGUUUGUUAAUUUCCGCGUGGCACAAACCAGUAGCUUACCCGGCGCCGGGUAGGCCUUAUACCCGGCGCCGGGUAGGCCAAAAUUUCCAGUUUUCCCUGCACACAACGAAGAACCGGCGCCGGGUAGGCCUGAAACCGGCGCCGGGUAGGUCCGAUUCUGCACAAAACAGUCCAACGUGCAAGAGGAUUUUUGAUGGGAAAACUUCAUCUUCCUCAAGUGUGAUCAAAUAUUGCUUCCAUACCUUAUUGUUGGGCUCGAAUAGACUAAAAGAUGCCAUUCUUUAGCCUAUAUAAAGCCCUCAAUUCAUCAUUCAAACACAUUCCAUUCCAUAGAUUAAUUCCUAACUUUUAUAUUUUGUUCUUGCUAUUUUUCUUCAAGUUCUUGAGGAGGAAACUUCAACCUCCGAAAUCAUUGGUGUUUAGGUAUUAUUUCCUUUGUAAUUUCAUGUUCCAUUACAUUUCAAUAUUGUAUUAUGAUUAAUAUGAGCAUUAGAGGCUAAGUUCUUAGCUAAGGCUAGGGAUGAACUUCUAUGCCCACUAGGUGUUUGAUAAAAGUUCUAAACCAAUAAAUUGUGAUUUAUCCUUUACAUUUUGAUUGUUUAUGACUAUGGUGUACAACAUAGAAGUAUGUUAAACUUAGUUUAUGCUUGCAAUUAACGUUGGGGUCUAAACUAUGAACAUUAAAGGAUAAACAUAUAUAUUACCGAGAAUAGAAAUAUAUCCGGUAUUAUAUGAUACGGGUGUGAUGUCUUGAUAUUCAACGGGGUUUUCGGUAGAUGAAUGUAAGCCGUAACGGGACUUACACGUAACGAAAACCACGCUCUCGCUGCCUUAACCGGAGUUGAGAAUAUAUUAGCGACAUCGUAUUCAUAAUUAUUGGUAAAGAACUAAUAUUCAACCCUAUUAAAGCAUUUAAGUGAUUCCCGAAGCCUUAGUUGUUGUUAUCAAUCACUUUAAUCAAAUUAAUUCAAGUUAUAUCUCUGAAAAUUAAAAAGAAGAACCAAGUUGUUGUUUUCACAACAACACACAACUCAAAAUCCCUACACUUUACUCAUUUACUUAUUCAAAGUCAUCUACUCGCGGACUAAAUUAAACAACGUUUCCCUGUGGAUUCGACCCGGUAUUUUACCGGAAUUUAUUACUAUAUCGGCACUUGUACAUUUGCAAGUUCAGCCCGAUCAAGUUUUUGGCGCCGUUGCCGGGGAAACGGUCUUGUUUAAUAAAGUCCAAAGAAUCAACCAAUCAAAAAUCCUGAAUUUAUUUUUCACAACUUCACUUGAUCUUGGAAGGAUUUUUGUUUUUUCUUGUGUAGAUAUUCCCAUGUGUUUGCAUGCAAUUGAGAGGUCAAGGUUCUAAAAUUCUUGAACCACUUGAUCUUGAAAUAGAAAAAACUUGCAAACACAUUCGAAGGGAGCAAAAAGCUACAAAGAUGUUGCCAACUUUGAAUGAGAGGAAGAGACCCGUGGUGGCCGCUAUGCCAUCUUGCAUCACCUUGAGCGAGGAAGCAAGAGACUAUGAGCUAAGGCAAAGCUACUUCAACGCUAUGCCUCAAUUUCAUGGUUUGCUUGGGGAAAAUCCACUCAACUUCAUCACGGAGUUCUACGGAUUCAUUCAAGGAAUCCCUAGAAAUGGCUUGGCGGAGGAUCAACUCAAGCUCAAAUGCUUCCCCUAUAUAUACUCUCAAAGGGGCGGCAAGAGGAUGGUUCCUAGAGCAAGCUCCGGCAAGCUACACAACAUGGGAAGGUAUAUACAAUGCCUUCAUGUCUAAGUACUACACGCCCACCAUGACUCAAGAGCUUAGACAACGCAUUUUCAAUUUCAAACAACAAAAUGGUGAGCUCUUUCAAGACGCAUGGCGGCGUUUCAAAUCAUUGAGAAAGUUUUUAUUAUUCACAUAAACUAUCAUUUUUUUAAGAUUUAUUACACUACUUUUACUCUUGAAAACCAUUCCCAAAAUAAACCUUGUGACUAGGAAACCUCAUCUUCUUCCAUGUCCAAAAAUGGUUUAAGUACAUCUCAAAUAUUCAAGAACCAUUUUUGGAAAACAAGCCACCCCACAACUCAUCAAAUAAAUUGGGAUCAUCAAAAUGACUUUGAGUAAAUACUUGUUGAGAAUCCAUUCAAAAAAAAAAAACUCAUGGUCUCUUCCAAGAAUUUCAACCGAUCCAUUUCUAUACUCAAAAGUCAAAUACACAAAAAAAAAAAAGCCAUCCUACACACCCAAAAAAAAAAGUCCUAGUCACAAUCCACUCAUAUACUCUCAAGGGUAUAAGUAAUUUUUCUAAAUCUAAUGAUAGUUUUGUGUGUCUAAUAGAAAUUUGGUUUUGGACCGAGAAUGAUAAAGGAGUUUACAUAACUUUAUACCUCCCUUAAAAAUAAAAUUAUUUUUGUGCAUAUAUUUUUGUUGAAACUAACCAAGGCAUCCAAGGUGAAGAAAUUGCUCGAGGACAAGCAAUGCUCAAGUGUGGGGGGAUUUGAUAGCCGUUAUGUUUACUUGUGUUUAACAUAAGUAUUUAUAAGUAUUUGUUGAAGAAAAGAAGAGAAAUCGGGCAAAUACCUCCAGAAUGAGAGCUAGAUCAUAAAACAUUGCGAUGAACGACUUUUUGGACCAAGAGAAUGACGUUCUGCCCAUAAUUUGAGUAUAACGUAUUCUAUAGAACUCUAAAUCACUCGAUUCGAGUUUCAUGUGAAUGCUAACUCAAUAAGGUACAAAUGUUAUGAAGACGUCAUGACCAAAAUAUGAAAGGAACAAGACCCAAUCAACCAACAAAGUCAGAUGUUGCUGGUGGGAUUUCAGGAUGCAUACCUCUCAGUGUUUUAUCCAUAUCUCUUGAUUGGCUGAAUAAAAUCAUGUCAUUCAAGUUUUGUUGGAUAGAAGACUUCAUUAUCUACAACUUUGGUGAAGGAAUCAUGUCCAAAUUCGUAGCGGAACAUCCCCAAAAUCCCAGGACAAAACUGGCGCCGAAAUUUGCACCAAACCCGCGCCGGUUUGUUAAUUUCCGCGUGGCACAAACCAGUAGCUUACCCGGCGCCGGGUAGGCCUUAUACCCGGCGCCGGGUAGGCCAAAAUUUCCAGUUUUCCCUGCACACAACGAAGAACCGGCGCCGGGUAGGCCUGAAACCGGCGCCGGGUAGGUCCGAUUCUGCACAAAACAGUCCAACGUGCAAGAGGAUUUUUGAUGGGAAAACUUCAUCUUCCUCAAGUGUGAUCAAAUAUUGCUUCCAUACCUUAUUGUUGGGCUCGAAUAGACUAAAAGAUGUCAUUCUUUAGCCUAUAUAAAGCCCUCAAUUCAUCAUUCAAACACAUUCCAUUCCAUAGAUUAAUUCCUAACUUUUAUAUUUUGUUCUUGCUAUUUUUCUUCAAGUUCUUGAGGAGGAAACUUCAACCUCCGAAAUCAUUGGUGUUUAGGUAUUAUUUCCUUUGUAAUUUCAUGUUCCAUUACAUUUCAAUAUUGUAUUAUGAUUAAUAUGAGCAUUAGAGGCUAAGUUCUUAGCUAAGGCUAGGGAUGAACUUCUAUGCCCACUAGGUGUUUGAUAAAAAUUCUAAACCAAUAAAUUGUGAUUUAUCCUUUACAUUUUGAUUGUUUAUGACUAUGGUGUACAACAUAGAAGUAUGUUAAACUUAGUUUAUGCUUGCAAUUAACGUUGGGGUCUAAACUAUGAACAUUAAAGGAUAAACAUAUAUAUUACCGAGAAUAGAAAUAUAUCCGGUAUUAUAUGAUACGGGUGUGAUGUCUUGAUAUUCAACGGGGUUUUCGGUAGAUGAAUGUAAGCCGUAACGGGACUUACACGUAACGAAAACCACGCUCUCGCUGCCUUAACCGGAGUUGAGAAUAUAUUAGCGACAUCGUAUUCAUAAUUAUUGGUAAAGAACUAAUAUUCAACCCUAUUAAAGCAUUUAAGUGAUUCCCG
Molecule: messenger RNA, 9608 nt
Organism: Cuscuta epithymum
Lineage: Eukaryota; Viridiplantae; Streptophyta; Magnoliopsida; Solanales; Convolvulaceae
Source: the annotation of a GenBank genome assembly